GAAAUCCAUUCAUAUUGACAAGCACUUGGCUGGCCGCGUUCAGUCUUCUUUCGAGCGUCGUCCACAUCGGGUCGAUUCCUCCACUAUCUCGAUACGAUUCAAUUACAAUUCGAGCCGAUCCAGUCCCGCUAUAGUUUCGCAUUUAUUCGCGUGCGCGUGUGACGAGUUCGAUAAAAAUACUGCAAACGUUUUAGUUGAAGAGAAUCCCAAAUACUCGAGCCAAUAUGACGGUGGAUCUAUCACCCGUGCAGGAGUACUACAAGGACAAGACGAUCUUCAUCACUGGAGCGUCAGGGUUCAUGGGCAAGGUGCUGCUGGAAAAGCUGCUCUACUCCUGCCACUCGCUGAAGGAGGUGAUCAUCAUCUGCCGCCCGAAGCGCGGAAAGGCCCCCGAAACGCGUCUGGAGGAGAUGUUCAAGCUGCCCAUCUUCCAACGCAUCAAGGACGAGCGUCCGGAGAUGCUCAAAAAGGUGACCAUCUACCAGGGCGACGUGACCUUUGACCAGUUGGGCCUCAGCGGCGAAAGCUUGAAGCAUGUCACCGCGAACACCAACAUUGUGUUCCACAUGGCGGCCACACUCAAGCUGGAGGGCAACCUUCGAGACGCCAUCGACAUGAAUCUGCUGGGCACCCGGCGCGCCCUCAACGUGGCCAAGGAGAUGAAGCAGCUCGAAGCCUUCAUCCACCUGUCCACGGCCUUCUGCAACUGCGACCAAGAGGUAAUGUACGAGAAGGUGUACGAGUUCCCGCACAAGCCCGAGGACCUCAUGCGCCUGGCCGAGUGGAUGGACGUGAAGACCCUUGACGCCAUCACGCCGGACCUGCUAAAGCCGCACCCAAACACCUACACCUACUCCAAGCGACUGGCUGAGCUCCUGGUGCGCGACCACUACGAGUCCAUGCCCGUCAUCAUCGCCCGUCCUAGCAUCGUGUCGCCGUCGGCAUACGAGCCCGUUCCGGGAUGGGUUGACAACCUGAACGGACCCACCGGCCUUAUGGUGGGUGCCGGCAAGGGCGUCAUCCGCUCGAUGCUGAUCGACACGCGCCACCUGUCCGAGGUGAUCCCGGUGGACUACGCCAUCAACGGACUGUGCGUGAUCCCCUACCAGUUCGCCCAACUGACGGAACGGCCGGCACAGGUGCCUGUGUACAACAUCACGUGCGCCGAUCACCGCAAGAUGCAGUGGGGCGAGGUGAUCGAGAUGAGCAAGGAGAUUGGCUACCGGUACCCCAUGGAGGCGGGUCUCUGGUAUCCGGACGGGUGCAUCACCACGAACAAGUUGCACCACAACAUUAACGUGGUACUUUUCCACUGGCUCCCCGCCUACUUCAUCGACUUCAUCUUACUGCUGCUCGGCCAGAAGCGAUUCAUGAUCCGCGUCCAAAACCGUAUCUCUGUGGGCCUGGAGGUGCUGCAGUUCUUCACGAUGCGCGCCUGGUUCUUUAAGUCGGACGCCUACUCCUCCCUCUGGGACAUGCUCAACGAGGCGGAUAGGAAAAACUUUAAUAUGGACAUGGAUCCCGAGGAGACCAUUCCGAUGUACAUUGAGUCGUGCGUCCAGGGAGGGCGGCAGUACCUGAUGAAGGAGUCGCCUGACAGUCUGCCGCGCGCCCGGCUCCAGCUGAAGCUAAUGUACACCUUGGACCGUGUGUGCAAGAUGCUGAUCGUGGGCUCGCUAUGCUACUGGACCUACGUCUCCCCGGCCGCAUACGAGCCGCUCCCCGGGUGGGUGGACAACCUUAACGGACCGACUGGCCUGAUGAUCGGAUGCGGCAAGGGAGUGAUCCGGUCCGUGCUGGUGAACCAGAAGAACAAGGCCGAGGUCAUUCCCGUGGACUACGCUAUCAACGGACUGAUCGUCAUCCCCUACGAGUUCAACAAGCAGGCCAAGCGUCCUGCCAACGUGCCCGUCUACAACAUAACCAAUGCGGACCACAGAAAGAUGUGCAUGGGCACCGUGGUGGAGAUGAGCAAGCGCAUCAACAAGCAGAUCCCCUUCGACGCCGGCCUGUGGUACCCGGACCCCUGCGUCACAACCAACCAGUACUACCACAACUUCAACGUGGCCCUGUUCCAUUGGCUGCCCGCUUACUUCCUGGACUUCCUGAUGCUAAUACUUGGCCAAAAGAGAUUCAUGCUGAGGGUGCAAGAGAAGAUCUCGACGGGUCUGGGCGUCCUGCAGUUCUUUACGCUCAAUGCCUGGUGCUUCCGCUCUGACAAUUACGCCUCGUUGUGGAACAAACUUAACGAGGAAGACAAGGCUAUCUUUAACAUGAACAUGAACACUAAGGACACCGAGGAGGAGUACAUGAUUGAGUGCGCCAAAGGAGCUCGCAAGUUCAUUCUCAAAGAGAAGGAACAGGAUAUUCCCAGGGCGCGCGUGCAUAUGAAGAUCCAAUGGGUCGUGGAUAUCGUAUGCAAGACACUCAUCGUGGGACUGUUCUUCUACUACCUCCUUAAGUGGACGGGGGUGCUGGCCAUAUUCUGAGUCCAGUUCCCGAUGGAAUCUUGUUGGUUUGGUGGUCACAGGCAAUAAAUUAGUCACUUAGCUUAACUCUAGUUACAAAUAUUCGAGGUUUUGAGCCCAAAUAAAAAUCAUCUUAGGUUGUUGAGUAUAUCGCCA
Drosophila gunungcola (fruit fly) is the source of this 2624-nucleotide messenger RNA. RefSeq names its product fatty acyl-CoA reductase 1-like. The record is from RefSeq and is a predicted model, not a curated record. Gene Ontology annotation, cellular component: peroxisome. The coding region runs from base 225 to 2489 and encodes 754 amino acids. Lineage: Eukaryota; Metazoa; Arthropoda; Insecta; Diptera; Drosophilidae. The transcript is spliced from 11 exons. Gene Ontology annotation, molecular function: alcohol-forming very long-chain fatty acyl-CoA reductase (NADP+) activity. Gene Ontology annotation, biological process: long-chain fatty-acyl-CoA metabolic process.